Molecule: messenger RNA, 480 nt
Organism: Lutzomyia longipalpis
Lineage: Eukaryota; Metazoa; Arthropoda; Insecta; Diptera; Psychodidae
Product: U6 snRNA-associated Sm-like protein LSm2
Exons: 3
Coding region: 96-383 (95 amino acids)
Biological process (GO): mRNA splicing, via spliceosome
Cellular component (GO): P-body; precatalytic spliceosome; U4/U6 x U5 tri-snRNP complex
Molecular function (GO): RNA binding
Source: RefSeq, a predicted model, not a curated record
AUCCAUUGAAAGUUUCAUGAAAUUUUAAAACCUACUACAAACCUAACCGAACUUACCAAUCGUUUGUAAACAAACUUUUUGGAAUCCAAGCAAAAAUGCUGUUCUACUCCUUUUUCAAAUCACUCGUCGGAAAGGACGUUGUUGUGGAGCUGAAAAACGAUUUGUGCAUCUGCGGUACUCUGCAUUCUGUGGAUCAGUAUUUAAAUAUAAAAUUAACAGAUAUCAGUGUCACAGAUCCCGACAAGUACCCCCAUAUGUUAUCCGUGAAGAAUUGCUUCAUUCGCGGAUCCGUCGUCCGGUACGUUCAGCUACCCAGCGACGAGGUUGACACGCAGCUGCUACAGGAUGCCGCCCGGAAGGAAGCAGUAGUCAGUACGAGAUAAGUGGGGGGUAAGGGUAAAGACAAGACGCUUUUUUAUACAUAUAUAAUUCAUCUUCUAGAAUAUAUAUUACAAUUUCAAUUGCUUUCUCCUCAACAUA